This is a messenger RNA of Phasianus colchicus (ring-necked pheasant), 1344 nucleotides long. NCBI's taxonomy places the organism in Eukaryota, Metazoa, Chordata, Aves, Galliformes, Phasianidae. The record is from RefSeq and is a predicted model, not a curated record.
AUGGAGAGUGGCUAUUCUCAAGAAACUAUACAGACAGGCUCCAGCUACAAGCCAAAUUCUAGCUUUUUGCCAGCCAAUGAUCUCACCCACAGUUUUUCUUCAUACCUGAAAGAAAUCUGUCCAAAGUGGGCAAAAUUCCGUAAAAACCACGAGGAGAAGAAGUCGGUGGUGAUGCUGGUUAUCUGCAGUUCUGCCCUUCGUUCCUUGGAACUCAUUAAGUCAAUGACAGCAUUUAAAGGUGACUGCAGAGUUCUGAAACUGUUUGCAAAGCACAUAAAGAUAAAAGAACAGAUGAAUAUGUUGGAGAAAGGUGUGUUCCACAUUGGAGUUGGAACUCCUGGGAGGAUAAAAGCACUGGUGGAGCAAGAUGGCCUAUGUUUGAACUCCACAAAAUAUAUUAUUCUGGAUUGGAACUGGAGAGAUCAGAAACUAAGGAGAAUGAUGGAUAUCCCUGAGGUUGAUUAUUCAGAUAAAUGCUCAAAUUGUUCAAAACUUCGUGAAAACUCCUCUAAUUGGAACAAUGAAUGCCUCUGUUCUAUUAAUUUCACGCUAGCAGAAGAUAUGCUGGGUGAUGUUUUUAUGUACUAUGGCCUGCAAAACUUCUAUCAAAAUCACCGUCGAUACGUGCUAUCAAGAAGUGAUGAACAACUGUUGGGUCGAAAUGUAGAUGUUCAGAACACCUACUGUGCACCCUUUGCUGCUUACAAAAACGGAACACCAAUGGCUCCAUGCGGUGCUAUUGCCAACAGCAUGUUCAAUGAUACUAUUGAUCUUUUCUACAAUUUUAACUCAUCUGUUAUUCAAGUACCACUGCUGAAGACUGGAAACAGUUGGUGGACAGAUAAAAAUGUGAAAUUUCGCAAUCCAGAUUCGCACAAUCUCUCUGCUGCGUUUGCAGGAACAGCAAGACCUCCUUACUGGCAUAAACCAGCGUAUUUGUUAGAUGUGGAAGAUGAAAAGAAUAAUGGAUAUAUAAAUGAUGACUUCAUUAUCUGGAUGCGAGUAUCAGCCUUUGCUACAUUCAAAAAUCUUUAUCGUCGUAUCAGCCGGAAAGGGCAGUUUACUGAUGGCCUCCCAGCAGGGAAUUAUACUUUCCAUAUUUCCUACAACUUCCCUGUUACCAAAUUCAAGGGGAAGAAGUACGUGAUUCUUUCAACCAUGGUAUGGAGUGGAGGAAGUAACCCAUUCCUGGGAAUUGCCUAUUUGGUUUGUGGUGCAGCAGCAACCCUGACAGGUUUUAUCAUAACUGCCAUCCACUUAAAGCUGAGAAAAAAGAAAACAUAUUUUCAGAGACACUGAUGUUCCCUGGAUUGCUCAGUGAAGGCAAAUGUGUGCUGUGAAUGA